Molecule: messenger RNA, 829 nt
Organism: Protobothrops mucrosquamatus (brown spotted pit viper)
Lineage: Eukaryota; Metazoa; Chordata; Lepidosauria; Squamata; Viperidae
Product: p53 apoptosis effector related to PMP-22
Exons: 3
Coding region: 216-785 (189 amino acids)
Biological process (GO): cell-cell adhesion
Cellular component (GO): membrane; cell-cell junction
Source: RefSeq, a predicted model, not a curated record
CCAGCAGCAACAACAGCGGCGGGCUCUCUCCGCGCCCGGAAUCUAGGCGGGGCCGUCCUUCGAACCUUGCCCGCCGCUUAAAAAGCGCAGCGCCUUUUCUACCGCCUCCUCCCAGGCGCAAGCCCGGCCCUAGGAUAUUGGCCUUAAAGGGGAACCCGAAGCCACGCUUCCUGCUUUUCCCUCCUCUUCUCUCACCCGAAGCCCAUCUGCGCAAAAUGUUCAGGUGCGGCCUGGCCUGCUGGAGGUGCAGAUGGAUCCUGCCCCUUCUCUUGGGUAUAGCCAUCAUCUUUGGCAUCAUUGCAUUGGCUGGCAAGGGAUGGCUGGAGUCGGCCGAAGCCCCCUACGUGCGUAAAGCCUGGUUGUGGUGGGACUGUCGCAAACAAAACCCCGAGGAUGGGAAGUGGAUCUGCGAUUCGCUCAUGGAUUAUAGUUGGGGCAGAGCUGCUGCUGCUACAUACCUUGUCGGUUUUGUCAUCCUCUGCAUCUGUUUCUGCCUAGCAGUCAUAGCAUUUUCCAUUGAAAUCCUACGGUUUAACUUUGUUCGAGGAAUCGGUGGCUUGCUCUUCGUUGUUGCUGCUUUCCAGAUCUUAGGCUUGGUCAUCUAUCCAGUGAAAUACACCGAAGAUAUUAUAUUGACAGGAAGCAACAUGUUCAGCUGGGCUUAUGGCUUUGGUUGGGCAAGCACAGUGAUUGUGAUAGGUUGUGCAUUCUUUUUCUGUUGUCUUCCCAACUGGGAAGAUGAAGUCCUCGGUAACAUAAAACCCUAUAGACAUGAUGGCAUUUAAUCUGUUUGAUGUGGACUUAAUAAAAGAUACUUUUAGUAAAUAAA